Cicer arietinum (chickpea) is the source of this 909-nucleotide messenger RNA. Its product is annotated as reticulon-like protein B14. The record is from RefSeq and is a predicted model, not a curated record. Gene Ontology annotation, biological process: response to bacterium. NCBI's taxonomy places the organism in Eukaryota, Viridiplantae, Streptophyta, Magnoliopsida, Fabales, Fabaceae.
GCAUGAGUCACAACAGUGCUACAAAUUAUUAAUUUGGUUUGGUACAAAAUUCAUCAACAAACAGUACAAAUUAUUAAAACAAUCUCAAUCAAUUAAUCCAAAGUCAUGCCAACCCGUUCCAAUGAAUUUUUGCAAUCAUCUACCCCUGCUUUAUUUGGUCGUCAAAGAACACUUCACGCUAUCCUUGGUGGAGGAAAACUUGCUGAUAUCUUGCUAUGGAAAGACAAGAGAACAUCUGCAGCAGUAGUAGCUGGAGUUUCAACGGUUUGGUUUCUGUUUGAAGUGGUUGAGUAUAAUCUUGUUACUAUGUUAUGCCACAUCCUCAUAGCCCUUAUGCUCAUUCUCUUUAUUUGGUAUAAUGCAGCUGGACUUAUCACUUGGAAAGUUCCUGAUAUUUAUGAUCUUGAAAUCUCAGAAUCCAACCUUAGAUUCUUUCAUACAAAAUUCAACCUGUUCUUAAGGAAAUUUUAUGACAUUUCAACUGGGAAAGACCUCAAACUCUUCUUUGUGACUAUAGCUUGUCUAUGGAUCAUGUCUACAAUUGGAAAUUUCUUCAGCACUGUCAAUCUACUAUAUACCAUAUUUAUGUGCGUGGUGACACUUCCAAUUAUGUAUCAACGAUAUGAAUAUGAGGUGGAUUAUCUAGCAAGUAAAGGAAACCAAGACGUGAAGAGAUUGUUCAAUACAUUGGAUUCCAAAUUUCUCAAUAGGAUUCCAAGGGGACCUGUGAAAGAAAAGAAGUAUAGAUGAUUUUUAGUUAUUAUUCUGUCACACAUGAAAUAAAAUAUAUGAUGUACCUUUGAUCAGCUUUUGCCAUAAAUUGGCUACAAGCAAAUCUGUUUCCUGCCUUAAUAUGUAAAUAAAUAAUAAUGAUUGUAAAUAUAUAUAUAUAUAUAUAUAUUAUGGUCA